AGCUGCUCCCCGCGAGAUAAAUUGUGAGUGGUACAAUUGGAGGAGUCGGGUACGAAACUGUCCUUUCGUGUUUCCUGUGAAGGACGGUUAACAGUCGCAGCUUUUUAAAACUCCAGUCAAACCUUUACAGAACGUAAACCGGGGGGAUAUUUCUGUGGAGGUAACAUGGCUGGGAAAAAGGAGAGCGACGGCGGAUGGAGGAAAUUUCUGUGGAAUUCAGAGAAGAGAGAGUUUCUAGGACGAACAGGGGGCAGUUGGUUUAAAAUCUUCCUGUUCUACGUGAUUUUCUAUGGAUGCUUGGCUGCGAUCUUCAUCGGGACCAUUCAGGCUCUGCUGCUGACGAUACACGAGUUCAAACCCACCCACCAGGACAGAGUGGCUCCCCCAGGUCUGUCACACACGCCCCGCUCCGACAAAUCUGAAAUCACUUUCAAUGUGAAAGAUGAGUCCACGUACAAGAAGUACAUCACCAGCAUGACGGAGUUUCUCAAGAAAUACGACGACGAAAAGCAGUUAGAAAAUAAUAAUAUUGACGAUUGCAGUGACUUUCCUCAAACAUACGUGGAUCGUGGCAAACUCGACAAAGAACAAGGAGUGAAGAGAAGUUGCCGUUUCCUCAGAAGCAAUCUUCAAAACUGCUCUGGGGUAAAGGAUGACACUUUCGGCUUCAGUAAAGGACAGCCGUGCCUCAUCGUCAAGCUCAACAGGAUCGUCAACUUCAGACCAAAGCCUCCUACCAACAAAACCGCCCUUCCAGAUGCUCUGAAAGGCAAAACCUUUGAAAACUACAUCCCCAUUCACUGCAAGAACAAGAGGGACGAAGACGAAGGCAAGAUUGGAGAGAUCAAGUACUUCGGGCUUGGGGGACUCGCCGGUUUCCCCCUGCAGUACUACCCCUACUACGGCAAGCGCCUGCAUCCCGAUUACCUGCAGCCUCUGGUGGCCAUCCAAUUCACCAACCUCACCUGGGAUCAGGAGCUCCGCAUCGAGUGCAAAGUUUACGGUGACAACAUCGACUACAACGAGAAAGACCGCUAUCAGGGACGCUUUGACGUUAAGUUCACCGUGAACUCGAAGUCGUGACCCCAGGCACGAUGAGCGCACACAAAAAACAACGUAGAAAGAUAUUCAAGAGUUCAGAUUUAAAAAAACAAAAAACAACCACCACUAGUCUUUGAACAUUCAUUAUUUACAGGACCUACACUUAAUCCGUGUGCUUUACACUAGCGUUUCCCGUGUUUUCUGUCCAGAGUUAGAAUGUAAAAUACGCAAAAAGUAAAAAAUUAAAAAUUAAAAAAAAAAAGGUAGCAAUAGCAAAUAUUUAUUCUACUGUAAAUGGGGGGAGGGUAAAAACAA
Molecule: messenger RNA, 1356 nt
Organism: Poecilia latipinna (sailfin molly)
Lineage: Eukaryota; Metazoa; Chordata; Actinopteri; Cyprinodontiformes; Poeciliidae
Gene: atp1b1a
Product: ATPase Na+/K+ transporting subunit beta 1a
Exons: 6
Coding region: 166-1083 (305 amino acids)
Biological process (GO): intracellular sodium ion homeostasis; sodium ion export across plasma membrane; intracellular potassium ion homeostasis
Cellular component (GO): sodium:potassium-exchanging ATPase complex
Molecular function (GO): ATPase activator activity
Source: RefSeq, a predicted model, not a curated record